AUGAAAGUGCCGGCCACCGCAUGGCGGACUAAGGAAGUUGAAAGACUCGCUGAGCAAAACGCGAUCCGACACAAAGAUGAGCUUCCUGAUAAUAUGUUGAAAUAUUGGCGGUUCAGACAUUCGCUGUUUACUCGGUUCAACGAGGGCAUCUUACUAGAUAAGGAGUCGUGGUUUUCGGUCACUCCAGAAGCACUUGCAUACCGUACAGCAGUCGAGUGCCAGGGUGAUGUGGUGAUGGACGGAUUUUGUGGUGCUGGUGGAAAUGUGAUUCAGUUUGCUAUGACGUGUAAUCACGUGCUUGGCAUUGACAUCGAUCCUGUGAAGCUAGAAAUGGCUCGUCGCAACGGUGAGCAUUCAACUGUGGUAUUCUGA
This is a messenger RNA of Malassezia globosa CBS 7966, 372 nucleotides long. RefSeq lists its product as uncharacterized. Gene Ontology annotation, molecular function: RNA cap trimethylguanosine synthase activity. The coding region runs from base 1 to 372 and encodes 123 amino acids. The record is from RefSeq and is a predicted model, not a curated record. Gene Ontology annotation, cellular component: nucleus. The transcript has 2 exons. NCBI's taxonomy places the organism in Eukaryota, Fungi, Basidiomycota, Malasseziomycetes, Malasseziales, Malasseziaceae. Gene Ontology annotation, biological process: 7-methylguanosine RNA capping; 7-methylguanosine cap hypermethylation.